Messenger RNA from Sus scrofa (pig), 2613 nucleotides. It is a transcript of the gene GNB3, whose product is annotated as G protein subunit beta 3. Gene Ontology annotation, molecular function: protein binding. Gene Ontology annotation, biological process: signal transduction. Lineage: Eukaryota; Metazoa; Chordata; Mammalia; Artiodactyla; Suidae. The record is from RefSeq and is a predicted model, not a curated record.
CCCACACCCCCCCGCCCCCUGACAGCUGCUUCUUGGGCCUCUUCCUCUAAGCCCUGUCUCCCCUCUCCGAGCUUGGCUGAACUUAAGGCAGCCUGAUCCCUCUGGUUCUUGUCCUUACACCCCCAGCAAGACCCCAUGAGUCAUGGGGGCAAGGAGCAGGCCCAACCCCAGAUGAGAGCAGGGGCUGGGGUUGCCCCUCCACUUGCAAUUCUUUUUCCACCUGAAGCCGGGCCAGUCCUGUCCAUCCUCCUGCCUGGAUCCCCUGGACUGCCCCCCACUUCCCCAGGAUCAGACCUGGGGGCAGCUGGUUGGGGCUUGUCCAGAAGAAGGAUUAUCCAGAUCAGUCCCUUCUAAUCUCAGCUCCUGCCUGCACCCUCCCCAUGCUCACCAUAACCCUCUCCCCCCACCACCCCGAGCUAAGCGACACUUCUUCAGGUAUUGACAGUGGACCGUCUCUCAGUCUCAUUCUCUGGCUCCUGGACUGGUUGCUAGGUAGGCCCUGACCCCCAAGAUCAUGACCAGUGAUGGGGCCAGGGCCUGGGGGCCACUGGGGUGGUGGUUGCUCCUGCUCCUUUGCACCCCUCCCAAACCCAGCCCUUAAUCCUCACAGCUUUGCUCUAAUUCCAUGGGGCCUGAUGCUCUGCUCUCUGCCUAGAGAGACUGGUCAGGGAGGCACCCCCCCCACCCCCUCCUCCCUCCAGGGCUUGCUGUGGGGAGCUGCUCCUCUCUAUAGAGCCCCCUCCACCCUCCCCCGCCCUCCCCCCCACUCCCCCCCACCCCAGCCCUGGGCUGGGCCCAAGUCUCUCUGGAAGCCACAUGCCUCCCUCCCUGUCCUCCCCCCAGCUGAUUUCAUUUGCCUGACGUCAUUGGCCCUACCCUUCCCUGUCAGUGCCCCCCCCCGCGCGCCCCGUGCCCCUUCCAGUCGGGGCCAGGCCAGGCCAGCUCCUCUGGCAGCAGAGCUGGGGCAGGUGACGGGCGGGUGUCGCAGCUGAGGGAGUGAGGAGGCGUCCGCAACCGGAGCUGGAAGCCUAGAAGAGGUCCAGUCAGAGCCCAACAGGAGCCCGAGCCGCCCCUCAACCUGUCAGCCAUGGGGGAGAUGGAGCAGCUGCGGCAAGAAGCGGAGCAGCUCAAGAAGCAGAUUGCUGAUGCCAGGAAAGCCUGUGCCGACACUACUCUGGCAGAGCUGGUAUCUGGUCUAGAGGUCGUGGGACGAGUCCAGAUGCGGACCCGGCGGACCUUGCGGGGACACCUGGCCAAGAUCUAUGCCAUGCACUGGGCCACCGACUCCAAGCUGCUGGUAAGUGCCUCGCAAGACGGGAAGCUGAUCGUGUGGGACACAUACACCACCAACAAGGUGCAUGCCAUCCCCCUGCGCUCCUCCUGGGUCAUGACCUGUGCCUACGCCCCGUCAGGGAACUUCGUGGCAUGUGGGGGGCUGGACAACAUGUGCUCCAUCUACAGCCUCAAAUCCCGGGAGGGCAACGUCAAGGUCAGCCGGGAGCUCUCUGCUCACACAGGUUAUCUCUCCUGCUGCCGCUUCCUGGACGACAACAACAUUGUGACCAGCUCUGGGGACACCACAUGUGCUCUGUGGGACAUCGAGACUGGGCAGCAGAAGACCGUGUUCGUGGGACACACGGGAGACUGCAUGAGCCUGGCUGUCUCUCCGGACUUCAAACUCUUCAUUUCGGGAGCCUGUGACGCCAGCGCCAAGCUCUGGGAUGUGCGAGAGGGGACCUGCCGGCAGACCUUCACGGGCCACGAGUCCGACAUCAAUGCCAUCUGCUUCUUCCCCAACGGAGAGGCCAUCUGCACGGGCUCGGACGACGCCUCCUGCCGCCUGUUUGACCUGCGGGCAGACCAGGAGCUGACCACCUACUCCCACGAGAGCAUCAUCUGCGGCAUCACAUCUGUGGCCUUCUCCCUCAGCGGCCGCCUGCUCUUCGCUGGCUACGACGACUUCAACUGCAACGUCUGGGACUCCAUGAAGUGCGAGCGUGUGGGCACCCUCUCUGGCCACGACAACAGGGUCAGCUGCCUGGGGGUCACAGCUGAUGGGAUGGCUGUGGCCACUGGUUCCUGGGACAGCUUCCUCAAAAUCUGGAACUGAGGAGGCUGGAGGAGGGGGAAGAAAAAGACACGAAGACACUCAGCUGCCCCCUCCCCUGCCCAAUUUCUUGAAGGUUUCUUAAGAUUUUCUCUUCUACACCCCAGCUGCCAUUCCUGCCCAGCUUUCCCCUUGGAGGGCUGUGGGGAGUAUGGGGAGUGUGCCUUCGGGAGGCAGCAUCAGGGACAAGGGCAGGGAACUGCCCCAUCUCCUCCCAUGGCCUCCCCUCUCCAUGGUCCUGACAGCUUCUCCCUUAAGGAGCAGAGACAACAGACCCCCGCCCCGCCUCGGCAGGCCCACAGGACUUCCUGUCUGAGGCCCCAGGCCCAGGAUUCCACCCCUAGGGCCACCACCUUGAUCUAGACCUGGGUGGCACGGGGUGCCUGGCCCUGUGACUAUGGUUCUGGCACCACGAGGGCCCUGGUCACCCUCUCCUUCAUGCUUUCUUCUUUGUCCACCUUCUUAUUUCUCUUCAAGCACCUGCAAUAAAGUGUAGCGCCCUGGUC